Molecule: messenger RNA, 2157 nt
Organism: Rangifer tarandus platyrhynchus (Svalbard reindeer)
Lineage: Eukaryota; Metazoa; Chordata; Mammalia; Artiodactyla; Cervidae
Source: the annotation of a GenBank genome assembly
AUGAAAUCCUCCAAGAUGAUGAGCUCCAAUCCCGAGGAAGACCCUUUGGACACGUUUCUCCAAUACAUUGAGGAUAUGGGGAUGAAGGCCUAUGAUGGCUUGGUUAUUCAGAACGCAUCAGACAUUGCUCGAGAGAACGAUCGCUUGAGAAACGAGACAAACCUGGCCUACUUGAAAGAGAAGAAUGAAAAACGCCGAAGACAGGAAGAAGCAAUAAAACGCAUAGGUGGAGAAGUGGGGCGAGGCCACGAAGGAACUUACGUGGGCAAACAUUUCCGCAUGGGAUUCAUGACAAUGCCCGCGCCCCAGGACCGGCUGCCCCAUCCUUGCUCCAGUGGCUUCUCUGUCAGGUCGCAGUCACUGCAUUCGGUUGGGGGCACAGACGACGACAGCAGCUGUGCCUCUCGGAGACAACCACCCCCCAAGCCCAAGCGGGACCCCAGUACCAAGCUGAGCACGUCAUCUGAGACGGUCAACAGUACGGUGGCCAGCAAGAGCGGGAAAGGCCCUGAGCGGACCGAAGUGUCAACCAAACCAAGACCCCACAGUGAUGAAUAUUCAAAGAAGAUUCCUCCUCCCAAACCAAAACGGAACCCAAACACUCAGCUCAGCACAUCUUUUGACGAAACGUAUAUCAAAAAGCACGGACCCAGGAGGACCUCUCUGCCGCGGGAUUCCUCACUCUGCCAGGUCAGCAGCCCCGCGGGGGACCCCGAGGAGGAGGAGCCCGUGUACAUUGAGAUGGUGGGGAACAUUCUCAGAGACUUCCGGAAGGACGAUGAGGACCAGAGUGAGGCCGUCUACGAAGAAAUGAAAUACCCCAUUUUCGACGAUCUAGGCCAAGACUCAAAAUGUGACCUCGACCAUCACAGUUGUUCUUCGCAGUGUGCUACUCCCACGGUGCCUGACCUGGACUUGGCCAAAUCCUCAGUGCCAUGUACUCCAAAGGGUUUGCUCUGUGACAUCCCCCCGCCCUUCCCCAACCUGCUGUCUCAUAGACCCCCGCUGCUCGUGUUCCCCCCGGCGCCGGUGCAGUGCUCCCCCAACUCGGAUGAGUCUCCGCUCACCCCGCUGGAGGUCACCAAGCUUCCUGUGUUGGAAAACGUGUCUUAUAUGAAACAGCAGGCCGGGGCCUCUCCAUCUUCCUUGCCGUCGCAUGCCUCCGGCCACGCGAAACUGGAGAAAGAUCAGGCUGGAGCGGUGGGGCCGGUUCCGGCCGCCUCCGUGCUCUCCUCGUCCCCUCCCCCGCCCUCCACUCUGUACCGAACGCAGUCUCCCCACGGCUACCCCAAAAGCCACUCCGCCUCCCCGUCGCCUGUCAGCAUGGGCAGGUCCCUGACCCCGCUCAGCCUCAAAAGGCCCCCGCCCUACGACGCCGUGCAUUCGGGCAGCCUCUCGAGGAGCUCGCCAGCAGUGCCUCACUCCACCCCCAGACCGGUGUCAGACGGCGGCAAGAUGGUCAACGCCGCGGUCAACACCUACGGCUCGGCCCCGAGCGGCUCCCGCUCCAGAACCCCCACCAGUCCUUUGGAAGAGUUAACCAGCCUCUUUACCUCGGGGCGCAGCCUGCUGAGGAAGUCGUCCAGCGGCCGCCGCUCUAAAGAACCCGCAGAGAAAUCCACAGAGGAGCUGAAGGUUCGGAGCCACAGUACGGAGCCAAUACCAAAGUUGGACAGCAAAGAGAGAGGCCAUCAUGGGGCAUCGUCCUCCAGAGAGCCUAUCAAAGCUCAGGAAUGGGAUGGGACCCCUGGACCACCUGUGGUCACCAGCAGACUGGGAAGAUGCUCUGUGAGCCCCACAUUACUAGCAGGAAACCACAGCUCAGAACCGAAAGUAAGCUGCAAACUGGGGCGGUCGGCAUCCACAUCAGGUGUGCCCCCUCCAUCUGUUACUCCUCUCAGGCAAGCCGGUGACCUGCACCAGAGCCAGGUGGCAUGCAUGCAGUGGUUUCAUGGAGACCAUACAAUGCUUGAGAUGAUUGAGAAAAAGCGUUGCUUGUGCAAGGAAAUAAAAGCUAGACAGAAAACGGAAAAGGGGCUUUGCAAACAGGAUAGCAUGCCUAUCCUACCCAGCUGGAAGAAGAAUGCAGGUGCAAAGAAAUACAGCCCUCCACCCUAUUCUAAACAGCAAACGGUAUUCUGGGAUACGGCCAUAUGA